AGGCUCCCCCCACGUGACUCCCCUCCCCCUUAUUCUAAGCGGGCGAUAGAGGAGCGCGAACCCCGGCCCCCUAGCUACCGUUGGGGGCUCGAGACCCCUUCCCCCGCGUGACGCCCCCCCAACUGCCGUGAGGCUGCUCCCGGAUCCAGGCCUUGCUGCCUCCCGCCAUGUUACUGCGGAAAUCCUCCCGCGUUCUCGACUCCCCAGGCAGCUCCAGUUCCUCCCUGGUGCAGCCGCAGGGCAUGUGGGCCAGCCCCAGCUCCUCUGUGGCACAGGGGGAUGCGGAAAUGGGCUCCCUGCCAGCCUCCGGGGUGCCAGAUGUCCUGGACCUGAGCAGCAGUGAGGAUGGAGGUGGCUCCGACUCAGGCAGUGACUUUGAGGACACGCUCUGGAAGGGCGGCAAGCGGGGCACUAGGACCCCUCUUAGCUGCACCCUGACAGCCAAGCGACCCCGGAAAGACGCCAGCAGAGAUGGGGGUAGCCUGGCUGAGAGAAACCAGGAGCCCAGCAACCUCUUUGAGGUAGUGAGGCUGGCUAAGAGUGCCAUGGAGUCCGUGGUGGACGACUGGCUGGAGAGCUACAAGCAGAACAAGGAAGCCGGGUUCCUGGAGCUCGUCAACUUCUUCAUCCGCUCCUGUGGCUGCAAAGGUGUGGUGACCCCGGAGAUGUUCAGGAAGCAGCAAAACUCAGAGAUCAUCCAGCAGCUGACGGAGCAGUUUGAUGAGGACUCUGCUGAGUACCCACUGGUCCUGACCACUCAGCCAUGGCGAAAGUUCCAGGUGGGAUUCUGUGAGCUGGUGACAGUGCUGGUGCGACGCUGUCAGUACAGCAUCAUCUACGACGAGUACCUCAUGGACACACUCAUCUCCCUGCUCACUGGCCUCUCCGACUCCCAGGUGCGCGCCUUCCGCCACACCAGCACCCUCGCAGCCAUGAAGCUGAUGACAGCGCUGGUGAGGGUGGCGCUGGGCGUGAGCCUGCACAAAGACAACAACCAGCGGCAGUAUGAGGCUGAGAGGAACAAGGGGCCGAGCCGCAGGGCCACAGACAAGCUAGAGGCACUGCUAGAGAAGCGCAGGGAGCUCCAGGAACAGCAGGAGGAGAUCGAGAACAUGAUGAAUGCCAUCUUCAAAGGGGUCUUUGUGCAUCGCUACAGGGACGUGGUGCCUGAGAUCCGGGCCAUCUGCAUAGAAGAGAUGGGGAACUGGAUGCAGAGCUACAGCGCCUCCUUCCUGACAGACAGCUACCUCAAAUACAUCGGCUGGACCCUGCACGACAAGCAGCGGGAGGUGCGGCUCAAGUGCCUGAAGGCCCUGCAGGGGCUGUACCGCAGCCGGGAGAUGGCUGCCCGCAUGGAGCUCUUCACCAGCCGCUUCAAGGGUCGCAUGGUGUCCAUGGUCCUGGACAAAGAGUCUGAUGUGGGUGUGGAGGCCAUCAAGCUGCUGACCCUGAUCCUGCAGAACAUGGAGGAGAUGCUGACAGAUGAGGACUGCGAGGCCAUUUACCCCGUGGUGUAUGCUUCCAACCGGGCAUUGGCUGCUGCGGCCGGGGAGUUUCUUUACAGGAAGCAGUUUGACCUGGAUUGGGAAGCCGUGAAGGAGAAGGGGCGCCGUGGGGGGAGCAGGGACUUCUUUAGGUUGCUGCUGGCUUUCUUCAUUGAGAGCGAGCUCCAUGAGCAUGCGGCGUACCUGGUGGACAGCUUGUGGGACUGUGCUGCCCCCCUGCUGAAGGACUGGGAUGGGCUGACCCACCUUCUGCUGGAGGAGUCCCUGGAGGAGGCAGGCUGGGGCGACCAGCAGGAAAACGCCCUGAUCGAGAUCCUGGUGUCCAGCAUGCGCCAGGCCACGGAGGGGAAGCCGCCCGUCGGCAGGGGCCCUGGCAAGAAGGUGCUCUCAGCACGGGAGCGGAAGGCCCUGGAGGACGACAGGGAGAAACUCACUCAGUACCUCAUCCCGUUGCUGCCCCAGCUGCUGGCCAAGUUCUCAGCUGAUGCGGAGAAGGUGGUGCUCCUGCUGGCGGCGCCGUGCUACUUCAACCUCAGCCUCUACAGCAGUGGGCGGCUGGAGAAGUACCUAGAGCAGCUGCUGGCCCAGCUGCGGGAGGUGGUGGAGAAGCACACUUGCCAGGAGGUGCUGGAGGCUGCCUCCCAGGCACUGUACGUACUCUGCAACCCAGAGUUCACCUUCUACAGCCGUGUGGACUUGGCCCGCAGCUGCCUUGUGGACGCGCUGACUGACAAGUUCCAGCAGGAGGUGGCCGAGCUCCUCCAGGUCUCGUACCUGGACGAAGACGAGGUUUACAGCAUGGCUGCCACUCUGAAGCGCAUUUCCGUCCUCCACAAUGCUCAUGACCUGACCCCAUGGCAGCUCUAUGAGCCCUGCAGCCUCCUCCUCCAGCGAGCUGUGGACACAGGCGAGGUCCCCAAGCAGGUACUGGGGGGCCUCUCAGGGAGCCAGGAGCCUGGCCGCCUCCUCACAGUCGGAACCCAGGUGGUCAUCCCCAUCAUGACCUGUGUCCACUUCAGCAUUCUGUGGGAUCUGGCUCAUGUCUCUGACACCGUCCCUGCGCAGAAGGAGCUGCUGGCCCUGAAGCGCAAAGUUGCCUCCUUCUGCUCCCUCUGCCAGAGCUGCCUGAACGACAUGGACUCCAGUGUCCGAGAGCAGGCCUUUGUGCUGCUGAGUGACCUGCUGCUGGUGUUCAGCCCGCAGCUGACUCGAGGCGAGCGGGAGGCACUGGAGCUGCUGGUGUACCGGCCCGAGGUCGCCCUGCAGUCCCAGCUGGCCGGAUUCCUCAUGGAUCACGUCUUCAACCAUGCCGAGCUCGUGGGCAGUGAUGAGGAGGACAGUGAGGGGAAGAUUGAGAGGCUACACCAACGACGCAACCUGCUGGCCGGGUUCUGCAAACUCAUCAUCUACAAUGUGCUGGAGCUGAGUGCUGCCUCUGACGUCUUCAAACACUAUGCCAAGUUCUACAAGGACUACGGGGACAUCAUCAAGGAGACGCUGAGCCGGGCGCGGCAGAUUGACCGGGAUGAGUGGGCCCGCACCCUUCUCCUCAGCCUGCAGCAGCUGCUGACAGAGCUGCUGCUGCAGCAGGGCCCGGACGCAGUUUACAGUAAGGCCUUCCUGGAGAUCCGGGACCUGGCACGGCGUUUCUCCAUGUUUUUCAGCCUGCACCAGCUGCACAACCGCCAGGCGCUGGUCGCCCUGCACAAGGCUGGGAUCAAGUUUGCCUUCCAGGAGCCAGCACCCUCUGGCUCAGAGCUGGGGCCCCUCAACUUGCCCUUCCUGGAGGUGCUGAGCGAAUUCUCCCCCCGCCUGCUGCGCCCGGACAAGAAACUGCUCCUGUCCUACCUGGAGCAGACCUGCCAGGCCAGGCUCUCCCCACAGCAGAGAGGGAAGGCCUGGAAUCCACUCCUGACAUAUCGCCGCUCCCUGAGAUCCCUGGAUGACAUGGGCUCUGACGCCAGCCGGAUUGCAGCCCCCCGACCCCGGAGGAGACCCAGCGCCGCAGCCAAGAGGAGACGUCUGGAUGACUCGUCUCAGCGAGGGGAUUCCAGCCUUCAGCUGAGCAGCCGCCUGGAGACCCCGACGCUCACAUCAACAGUGCUGAAAAGGGGGCACCAGCCGGGCAGCCCAGCGCAGCUGCAGGAGGAGGAGGGUUCCGAGUUGGACUUUGUGCAGAGCCAGCCCUGGUUCAGCUCCCAGCGCUCCCGAGAAUCGCCCAGCCAGCAGCAGCUCCGGGUCCCCCGGAGCGCCUCGAGACCUGGGCUGGGCAGCAGGAUGGACAGGCUCAGCCUGAUGGAGGAGGAGGAGGAGAUGGUGAUCCAGGAGGAGAGCAGUGAUGAGGAGGAUCCCCAGGGACUGGACAGGGUGAGGGGAGCCUUGGCGGGAAGGGCUAUUGGUGAUGUGUUGAGGGCCUAUGAGCCCCGGCCUGACUGGGGCAGGCCCCUUUCACACAGCCUGGCUGGGGAUGACCCUAACGUGAGCUGCGUCCAGUGGGGUGUGUGGGGCCUGGCUCCCCACAGCCCCUUCCCCUGGGGUUCUCUCUACCUUGCAGUCAGGACUCUGGCUGCCUUGCUGGCGGCAGGAGGGGCUGGGCUUGGGGGCACAGAGGGCACUAAGGCACUGGCAUUUGCCUCUCCAGCCGCUGAUCCACUCGCACAGCUCCCAGGGCGACCAGCUCCGGGACCUCUUUGA
Molecule: messenger RNA, 4199 nt
Organism: Dermochelys coriacea (leatherback sea turtle)
Lineage: Eukaryota; Metazoa; Chordata; Testudines; Dermochelyidae
Gene: STAG3
Product: stromal antigen 3
Exons: 32
Coding region: 168-4199 (1343 amino acids)
Biological process (GO): sister chromatid cohesion
Cellular component (GO): nucleus; cohesin complex; chromatin
Molecular function (GO): chromatin binding
Source: RefSeq, a predicted model, not a curated record